Messenger RNA from Pyrus x bretschneideri (Chinese white pear), 642 nucleotides. RefSeq lists its product as uncharacterized. Lineage: Eukaryota; Viridiplantae; Streptophyta; Magnoliopsida; Rosales; Rosaceae. The coding region runs from base 124 to 642 and encodes 172 amino acids. The transcript is spliced from 3 exons. Gene Ontology annotation, molecular function: cysteine-type deubiquitinase activity. Gene Ontology annotation, biological process: protein deubiquitination. The record is from RefSeq and is a predicted model, not a curated record.
CAGAAAUCAAAAUAAAUCUGCCUAUUCAAUACUUUCAUGGCAUCUGCCCAAUCUGCCAAUUUGACAUAGUUUCAUACUUUGCUAUCACACAUUAAGGCAAGAACUUUUCCCAAUCAGUUCAAUAUGCAGUAUGAUCAGAUAAAGCUGAAUCAUAUCUAUGGAUUAACGAGAGGAAGUAUCUACCCAGAAGAAUCAGCUUCAGAUGUAUCUCAAUUCACUGCAAAUGCAAAAGAUGUACCAGCAGAAUCCAGAUUUUUCGAAGCAGCAGGGUUUUCGAAAACCAUGCAUGCAGACAUGAACAUGCACUCAGAAGAUCAGUUGACUGAGAGUUGCAAAGUGGUUCCUUCAAGUACUUGCCUCUACCGUCUUGUUGCCAUUGUGGAGCACUUUGGAAGAGCUGGAAGUGGGCACUACACCGUUUACAGAAGCAUGAGAGCUGAUUUAUGUGAAGAACCUUGUGACGAGUCUGAGGUCGACGCUGCUGCUUGGUGCUGGUAUUCUAUUUCAGAUUCAGAAAUGAAUCGUGAAGAAAGGCUGGAGAGUUCUGUCCAGCGAUUCGUGUCGGAGACGAUUCGUGAAGGAAUCGUGUCGGAGACGAUUCGUGAAGGAUGCUUUGGCGUGGCGCCGGUGGUUGGGUGUUGA